This is a messenger RNA of Prorocentrum cordatum, 384 nucleotides long. The record is from the annotation of a GenBank genome assembly. Lineage: Eukaryota; Dinophyceae; Prorocentrales; Prorocentraceae.
AUGGCAGCAACGAGCCCGGUGCCCGAGGCGGCCGCCCAGGACCUCGGGCCCACGAUGGUGGAGGAGGGCGUCGCGCCCCCCGCUGCCGCGGACGUGGCGCGGCCCGUGGCAGGCCGCCGCCACGGCCGCACCGCGCUCGCCGCGGCCACCGUGCUGCUCCUCGGACCCGCCGCGCUGGCCGCGAGCCUGCACCACGCGUGCGCCCUCGGCCUCCGCGUGGACGACGUGCACGUCUCUGCGCCGGAGGGCGCGGGCUCCGCCGACGUGCUGCUCGACGCAGGCCUGGUGCGGCCGGCCUGGUCCCCGCACCGCGCCUGGCUGCGGAGCGCCACGUGCCAGCUGCGGGUGCGCGACCUGGACGUCGCCGUCGAGGCCCUGGCCUAG